Prunus armeniaca (apricot) is the source of this 924-nucleotide messenger RNA. The record is from the annotation of a GenBank genome assembly. Lineage: Eukaryota; Viridiplantae; Streptophyta; Magnoliopsida; Rosales; Rosaceae.
AUGGUGCAGUCGGCGUCGCCAAACGGGUGUGUGCGUGAGCUGGGCCCUUGCCAAAUCCGUUGGGGUUCCAAGACCGCUCCACAUUCGGCAAGGAACUUGGUCCUUAGGUCUGGGCAUUUCGGCAAGAGGGCAGCCCAAUCACAAGUUUGUCAAGGCUUGGUUUGUGACAAUUCUUGGAGCUGGGUCAGCAAAGCAUGGCCAAGGUACAAGGAAUUUGAGAGGGAAGAUGAAAGGGUGCUAGGGUUUUCUCAUGAACCAAGGCAAUGGGAGGAGGAGAUUUCCGGUGAGAUACCUCGUUGUGGUGCUGUGGCCAAGGGUGAUUUCCGACAUCUUAUUCAUGGUGGUGCAAACAAGAUGUCUGAAAGUUCUGGUAGAGAAAGUCAUGACCCCCUUGCUUUGGUAUGGAAGAUACUGAGAGUGAGGAGCCCAGCGAAUAUGUUUAUUCUGAAUACGAGAGUUCCCAGAACAGAGGGUCUAGUAGAAGGUCUUAGAGAAAGUAGGAUGGCAGUGCAUGAGGGUGAGAGGGAGGCUAUAGCUGAUCGGGUUCUAGCCUUGCCUCAUACACCAGAGGUGGGCUCGAGCAAUCAGGCAUCACCGUCAGGGUCCGUGGGUGUAGCCGUGGCUUCAGCUUCAGAAGGAGUGGACAUACAAGUUGGUGUCCCUUUGGCUAGGUGGAAUACUCUUAUAGAAGUGAAGUUGGCUAAUCUUCGGAUAGAUUAUAGUGUUCCACCUUAUUUGGGCUUGAGGUUACCCACUGCAGCUGAUGUGGUACCGAUGAUGUUAGCCAAGCUGGGGUAUGCGCCGAAGCAAUAUAAUCCCAACUUUUGGAUUCUUCUGCAUGGGGUUUACAUUGUCUGGUGGUUGAUUGGGUUGGGGGAGCCAACAUUUGAGCAAUUCAUGUACCUAUACUCGAUUUCGAAGUAA